Molecule: messenger RNA, 4440 nt
Organism: Parnassius apollo (apollo)
Lineage: Eukaryota; Metazoa; Arthropoda; Insecta; Lepidoptera; Papilionidae
Source: the annotation of a GenBank genome assembly
AUGCCGGUGCGUCGAGCUGGAUUGCUGGGAUGGCGACGAUGGCAGUCCUGUUAUUUAUCACGGGCAUACCUUCACCACCAAAAUACCGUUCAGACGGGUCGUGGAGACUAUAGCCAGGCAGUGUUUGGAGACCAACUGGUGACGUCGUUUUUGUUCGAAGUGGACUAUACGGACGAGCCUCAUCUACCCAGUCCCGAGCAGCUUAAGUACAAGGUACUAAUCAAGAAUAAGAAACUGCUGCCCGUGGAGUCCAGUCCAACUAUCGGCUUGACUGGAGCUAAUUCUGCGCAGGGUUAUGGCGGAGUUCUGGUCACGGCUUUUAGAUCCAACGGUAUACGUCACACGAGCGCAUCGCUUCCAGAUCAAAGCAACCGGACCAGCUCUAUAAUGUCCAACCAGUCAGCGGGCAGUUCUCUCACGGAAUAUUUCUCUGAUGAGGAUUAUGAUGAAGAUGACGAAGAUAUUGAUGAGAAAGAGCUUCACAAGAUACUCAACUCUAUGGAAGAAAAGGUUGGUCGGACGUCUCUCUCGCUCUACCAGAGCUUCCGCAGGAGCGAGGGAGACGGCGAAGCAUGCGGGGGCAUCAAACACGGAAACAGAAAAAGGAGUAAUCAGAUCGCGAGAGAACUAAGCGAUAUGGUCACGUAUGUCCAGGCAAUAAAGUUUCGCGGGCUGAAUCCUUUGUCCCCUCGGAGCUCUGUGAAACAGCCCAGCACAGUCAUCAAGGACAGUUCCAGUGCGGCAGCAUGCAAUAGCUUCGAGUCCUCGGAGAGCAGCGACAGUGCUGGAACGCAACUAGCCCAGCAGUCCCAGUCGUCAGCCGUCCCCCGGGCCCGCUGCCUGAACGCGCCGGCGGUGCAUCACCCGUGCUACCGCUGCUCGUCCGUCAACGAAGCCAUCGGCAAGAAGAUCUGCAGGAAGCACCCGCUCGCGCUCAUCGCUCACACGGAGACCCAGCUCGUGAGGACUUAUCCCGCUGGACUAAGGAUAGACUCGUCUAACUUCGACCCGGUGACGUUCUGGUCUUGCGGGGUCCAACUAGUGGCGUUGAACUACCAGACGGAGGACGCCGCGAUGGCGGUCAACGCCGCCAUGUUCGAGAGCAACGGCUGCGUGGGCUACGUCAGGAAGCCACCCGUCAUGUGGGACCCCAACCAUAUAGCUUACAGACGGUUCAACCCCAUGGACAAGGAGUUCGAUGGCAUCCAUUCGGCCGAUCUGACUCUAGCGGUGAUCUCCGGGCAGUACGUGGCAGAGAACGUGUACUCUUUCUAUAACGCGUUCGUGGAAGUGGAGGUGCUGGGUGUCCCAGCAGACUGCAGGAAGAUACGGACCAAGGUCGCCAGGAGGAACGCGCUCAAUCCCGUCUGGAACGAGACCUUCAGCUUCAAGAUCAACUUCCCCGAGCUGGCCUUCGUUCGCUUCGAGAUCUACGACGCGGAUACGAACUAUAUGCUGUCUCAGCGAGUCAUACCGCUUCUGUGUUUGCGCCCAGGCUACAGGCACGUGAGGCUACGUUCCCCCACCAACCAGCCGCUGAACAUGGCGUCGCUGCUGGUGUUCUCGCGGUGCAGCGAGGAGUCGGCGUGCGGCGGCGCGGGCGCGGGCUCGCCGCGGGACCUGCGCGUGCACUUCCUCGUGGUGUACGCGGUCGCCCGCCACGAGCCCUACUCCAUACUGAAGGUCACGCAGGACACCACAGCGAACGAGAGACUUAAUCAAUAUGUGGCUUACGGAAGUGCUCGUUGUGGUCAGGCGAUAGCGCAGUGCCUGAGCAAGGCAGGCGUGUGCCGGGCGGCGCGCGGCGGCUACGUGCUGGUGGAGGAGGUGGCGGCGCGCGCGCCCACGCAGCGCGUGUUGGCACCACACGAGCGAGUGCUGCGCGCCGCUGCGCGUCCCGCCGCACGCCUGCUGCUCAAGCGCGUGGGGGACGACCCCAGCAGCCGCGCGUGGCUCACAAGCAUACGAUCAACGUCGUCGGACAGGUCCCGGGAGCGAUCGGUCCCGUCGGACGAGGACUGCAGCGGUCACGAGGAGGAGCCCCGGCGUCCGCCUGAUAGUUUCCUGGUCUGCGUUCACAAUGUCUCGCACGAAAUCCCUUACGCCAUACUCAAGGUGCCUCUGACAGCCACGGCGUCCUACGUCGUGUACCAAGCUCUGACUAAAGCGAGAUGCCAGGACGAUCCGAAAAGGUUCGUUCUGGUUGAGGAGCUGGAGUGGGGUGGCAGGGCCGGCACUGGGCCCCAGCAGCGCGCGCUCGCUGAUGAUGAAGUAGUCUACGCGACACAGGCAAGUUGGAAAACCCUAGGUAGGUUCGUUCUACAAGAAAAAGGCUCAACAGUUCCAGUCCCAAGGCACAGAGCUGCUAUUGCAAGGAUACAACGAGGCUUGAGUAUGACCAGAGGAGCAAUUACAGGAAGCACUUUUCCAUUGGCUGGUCUAAGCUCGAGCGACAGUGCUGUUGGGGAGGGCAAGGCUCCCGUGCAAGCCGCUUACAGCGACCCUACACAUUGCAGAAGGGUAUCCAUGUCACCCCUUGGAAAGGAUAUUGGAAGAGCGAAGGGGCACUCGGAUAGAGACAUCAGAUCCUUCAUGCAAAGGAGGGCCGGUUCCAGAGAGGUACUACGCCGGCUUGGUACCAGGUUGGCAAACCACCGAGCGUCAUUGUCCUCUGAGCUGGGCUCCCUCUGGGAUUUCAUACGAAUUGAUAAAGAUAGGCGUCGAUCGGCACCCUCUACUACUUACGAAUCCAUUGACUCCAAAUCUCCCGUCAGACUGGCAAGGGAUUUACUACAAGUCGUUCAGGAGACUGUAUUUUCUAAAAGACUGGACGAAACCCCCAAAAGAUGUCCAUUGGUUAAAGAAGAAUCGGACCUUACAGCAUCUGAUGAAGAAGAAGGAACGGACAAAAGGAUCGCGAAUCUUAUAGACUUCUUUUUUACAAUUGUCAAAAGUCAAAAGGAAGAUAGAAAAAGUAGCGGCGGAAGCUGCUUCAAGAGUGAAGUGAGUCCUGAAGAAGAGGAGAAGUUGAUUCCAACUCGUGUUAACACAGAAUUGGAACAAAAGAUGGAAACCCUAAUGGAGUUCUUGGCAACAACUGGUUGCAUGGAAAACGAGAACGAUGGAAAGGACGACAAAAAGAUUACACUCAUGGAAUUUCUUUUCGCGUCGGAUGAAAGAAAAUGGGACAACCCGUUGAUUGAAUUGAAUGGAAAGGGAAUCAGUUUAUCCGAAUCGAACGUGAACGUUCAAAAUCUUUCUUUUAUCGAUGAAACACCGGUGGAAGAUGGAAAUGAGACAUUAGUCGAGAUGCUUUUAAAAUAUAUGGAACAUUAUGGCAGCAAAGAGAAAUUCAAAGAUUCUAAUGUAUCGACGUCUGUGACUCCAUCACUAUCGGAGAAGUCAAAAUCUGAUAUGACAAUCAGUAAGCUGGAAACGUUCAGUGAUGUAAGUAAAACGAAAUCCGAUUCGACAUUAACACAAACAGAAGAUACCGUGAUUGAUCGAGGUGACGAUCUGCGCUCAGGGAGAUCAAGUAGAAGGAUUUCAGAAACAGUCGUUGACUUGAGUUUUGUUAAAGAAGACUUAGAAAGUAUAUUCGAAGAAGCUGUUUUACGCAUUAGCGAACUAAGAAUGAUGUACGAAGACGACACAAUGAGCGAGCAAGAAGAUUUAGAAAACUUUAAUGCUUACACCAAUCCACCAACACUACAAUACGUACAAUACUUACCUUAUAGUAUUGAACUGUCUGAUAUAAUGGAAGAAGAUGAGCCAUCUUCUAGAGGCUUAGAGCGGAUGUCGUCAGAAGAGGAUCGAUUUGCAUACGUUAAACAACUUGCAGAAGAUGUAGUGCGUUAUAUAGAGGAGAAAAUUAAGAAUUAUCCAUUUCGCGAGGAUAACGAUGAUAGUUCCGGGCCGUCCACAGAAGACUACAGCAGAGAAUAUGAACUUAGCACGAGAUCCAUAAGUCUAAUAGACCUAAGAAAUAUACCAGAUUUGCCACCAAGUAUGAUUAUCAAGCCUAAAGUACUGAAAUUAGAUAGAUCUACAUCGACUACGGAAAUUUCUGAAUCAAUAUCUGAACUAUCGAGAAGGAUCGAUUCAACUUGUAUGACAGAAGAAACAACAUUAACCAUAAGUUCAGAAAGAAACGAGAGGGUAAUAGACAAAAUCGAAUCAUUACACAAAUUCUUUUCCAAAUCACGCUUAGAGAUUAUCGAUGAGAGCAUGGAAGAUAAUGGCGACAGAAUGAAAAGUCCGAAAGAAGUUUUUCGGAGUUGGAAUAAUUUAAAAAAUGAAAACAUGGACUAUAAAGAGGGACAAGCCAGUUUAGACGACGUGGAAGACAUAUUAGACGACAAUGAAACUGUUAAAAUAGAUAGCAACGAUGAUAGUGGAAUUGAUGGUGGUGCCAAGCAAACUGUCAACGCAGAUAAAUAA